AUGCUGCUCAUGGACUCGGCGCGCCGCGCCGGCUGCUCCCCGGUCUGCUUGGACCUCAGCGUCGGCCUUUCGCCGUCGUCGCCGGGGAGCAGCCCGGAAACGACAGCUGACACCGAGAGGCUUGACCGUCCGCCCGCCGCUGGCUGCAGGGUGACAUCGUCCCUGUCUGAGGACCAGGCCAAGACUCUGGAGGCCAGGCUCACCCAGGUCAGCGAGGAGAACCGGCGGCUCACCGAGAUGAUCGCCUACCUCUACGCCAGCCAGGUUGCGCGGCAGAGCCCCGACAGCAGCAGGAAGAGGAGCAGGGACAGCCUGGAGCCGUCAAAUUCGAGCGACGCCAACGGCAACGGCAACGGCAGCGGCAACACCAAGGCCGAGCCCGACCAUGCCGUCGAGAGCGCCCUCAGCGACGAGGGCACGUGCAGGCGGAUCAAGGUCACCAGGGUCUGCACCCGGAUCGACCCCGCCGACACCACGCUCGCCGUCAAAGACGGCUACCAAUGGCGAAAGUACGGCCAGAAGGUGACCCGCGACAACCCGUCCCCGAGAGCCUACUUCCGCUGCGCAUACGCGCCCUCCUGCCCCGUCAAGAAGAAGGUGCAGAGGAGCGCGGAGGACAGCUCCUUGCUGGUGGCCACGUACGAGGGCGAGCACAACCACCCGAGCCCGACGCGCGCCGGCGAGCUUCCCAUCGCCGCCUCCGCCACGGCGAGCGGGCCAGUGCCGUGCUCCAUCUCCAUCAACUCCUCCGGCCCGACCAUCACGCUGGACCUCACCAAGAACGGAGGGGGCGGCGUGCGGGUGCUCGACGCCGCCGAGGCGCCCGACCUCAAGAAGCUGUGCCAGGAGAUCGCAUCGCCGGAUUUCCGGACGGCGCUGGUGGAUCAGAUGGCGCGCUCGCUGACCAAGGAUCCCAAGUUCACCGACGCGCUGGCUGCCGCGAUCCUGCAACAACUGCCGGAGUACUAG
This is a messenger RNA of Miscanthus lutarioriparius, 969 nucleotides long. NCBI's taxonomy places the organism in Eukaryota, Viridiplantae, Streptophyta, Magnoliopsida, Poales, Poaceae. The record is from the annotation of a GenBank genome assembly.